AUGGCUUCAGUGGAUGUGAGGGCGCUCUCUCAGCCCGUGGGCAUCAUGAGGAUAAUGGCGACCUUCCUCUCCUGCAUGUCUUUCAGCCUGGUGGCGUCGGCUGGAUACUUUAACUCUCCGUACUGGGCGUGGUGCAUGUUCACCUGGUGUUUCUGCUUCUUCUUCACCCUCCUCAUCCUCAUCCUGGAGUUCACCACUAUCUUUUCAAAGCUGCCCUUCCCCUGGGAGGAUUUUACCACCGCAUUCGCCAUGCUGGCGAGCCUCAUGUGCUUAGCAGCCUCCAUCAUCUACCCCAUCUUCUUCACCUGCAGCACCUGCCACCGUCAGAUUGGAGCCUCCGUGGUGUCCUGGGUCUGUUUUGGUGUGUACACCGGCGAGGUGGUCUUAACCCGACUUCGUCCUAGUGGGGAGCACAUCGGCUUCCUGUCCACGCUGCCCGGCAUCAUGAAGAUGCUGGAGACGUUCCUGUCCUGUCUCAUCUUCACGUCUCUGGAGGUGGGGCAGUACUCGGGCUCCCCAGGUCUGCAGUGGUGCAUCGCCGUCUUCUCGUUGUGCUUCAUCUUUAAUGUCCUCAUCAUCCUGCUCACCGUCACUCAGCUCAUCUCUCCCAUCCUCCUCUCCUUCGAGAAGCUGGUCAUCCUCUAUAACCUGUUGGCGGCCCUGAUGUAUCUGACCGCCAUGGUCAUCUGGCCGCUAUACAGCUUCGAAACAAAGAGACCUGGGAAUUGUGGCAGCCUGUGUUCCUGGGACAAACUGGUCAUGGUCACCCUCAUGACCAUCUUCAACGCCAUUGUCUACACACUGGACGCCGCUUACUCCAUACGCCUGGUGUUCUGUGUCAGCAACCAGUGA
Molecule: messenger RNA, 852 nt
Organism: Xyrichtys novacula (pearly razorfish)
Lineage: Eukaryota; Metazoa; Chordata; Actinopteri; Labriformes; Labridae
Source: the annotation of a GenBank genome assembly